AUGACUUUAGGCCUAAUGAAAAAUGUUGAAGUCCAAGGCAUCAUAGGGCCGACAACAUCUAUGCAGGCCGACUUUGUAAUUGAUCUUGGAGGGAAAGCUCAAGUGCCCAUUAUUUCGUUUUCAGCAACAAGCCCUUCCCUUUCAUCACUCAGGAGUCCAUAUUUUAUUCGUGCAACCCAGAUCGACUCUUCCCAGGUCGGUGCCAUCAGUGCAAUUGUAAAAGCAUUUGGGUGGAGAGAAGUCGUGCCAGUCUAUGUAGACAAUGAGUUUGGAGAGGGUAUUAUACCAUUUUUGACAGACGCCUUGGAAGAGAUCGAUGUUCGGGUUCCAUAUCGGAGCAUCAUUCCACCAUCUGCCACUGAUGAUCAGCUUGUUGUAGAACUUUACAAGUUGAUGACUAUGCAAACCAGAGUGUUCAUUGUUCACAUGUUGCCUUCUCUUGGUUCUCGCCUUUUUACCAAAGCAAAAGAGAUAGGAAUGAUGAGUGAAGACUAUGUUUGGAUCAUAACUGACGCCAUGGCUAAUGAAUUGAGUUCAAUGGAUCAAUCCGUAAUUAAUUCGAUGCAAGGGAUUCUAGGAGUGAAAUCUAAUGUUCUGAGAACAAAAGAGCUUGAGAAUUUUACCGUUCGAUGGAAAAGGAAGUUUUUACAAGCAAAUCCAACACUUGUUAAUGCAGAGUUAAAUAUUUUUGGACUCAGGGCAUACGAUGCUACAACUGCAUUAGCAAUUGCAAAUGGUCCAAUGCUUCUCCAAGCGCUACAAAAUACUACAUUUAGAGGCCUCAGUGGAGAUUUUUAUUUAGUCGAUGGGCAAUUGCAAUCAUCACCUUAUCAGAUAGUUAAUGUGAUUGGUAAUGGGGGUAGAGGGAUUGGAUUUUGGACCCCAAAAAAUGGAAUUAUCAGGGAACUAAAUUUCACAAAUUCUAACACGGACUUCAGAUCAAAGAGUAACCUUGGAUCUAUUAUAUGGCCCGGAGAUACUACAUCUCCUCCCAAGGGUUGGGUGAUUCCAACAAAUGGGAAGAAGCUAAGAGUAGGAGUUCCAGUGAAGGAUGGCUUUAGUCAAUUUGUAACAGUAACACGAAAUCCUGGAAGCAACAAGACAACAGUUACAGGAUAUUGUAUUGAUGUUUUCGAGGCUGUAAUCACAGCAUUGCCUUAUGCGGUUCCUCAUGAAUACAUUCCAUUUGCAACUCCGGAUGGCAACAGUGCCG
Molecule: messenger RNA, 1213 nt
Organism: Ilex paraguariensis (yerba mate)
Lineage: Eukaryota; Viridiplantae; Streptophyta; Magnoliopsida; Aquifoliales; Aquifoliaceae
Source: the annotation of a GenBank genome assembly